Messenger RNA from Jatropha curcas, 1621 nucleotides. RefSeq names its product zinc finger protein CONSTANS-LIKE 13. NCBI's taxonomy places the organism in Eukaryota, Viridiplantae, Streptophyta, Magnoliopsida, Malpighiales, Euphorbiaceae. Gene Ontology annotation, molecular function: protein binding; zinc ion binding. The record is from RefSeq and is a predicted model, not a curated record.
AGAAAAAAAAAAAGGGAAAAAGAUUUUUAGAAAGUAAAAAGCGAAUAAAGAUCAUGUCAAUUCUUUUGAAGCCAAAAAAAAAAUCCAGAAAUGCCUUUCAAGAUACUUCUUGCAAAACAAGAAACAGGAAAUGAUAAGAUUUUCUCAUCCUUUGUGUAUCUAUUAGACUUAGAGUUAAAAUUGGUUUUGUUUAUUUCGUUUUGAAUAAAACGAACCACCAGUCCACCACAGCACCAGAGAUUUUCUUGAUGAAAGGAUUAGAGGUAAAUAGCUCACAGCCACAAAUGGGUGAGAGCCGACUCUGUGAUUACUGUAAUGUCAACACAGCUCUUCUCUAUUGUAGAGCUGACUCAGCCAAGCUUUGUAUCUCAUGUGACCGCGAAGUUCAUGAAACUAACAAGCUCUUCUCAAAGCACACUCGCUCUCUGCUAUGUGAUGCCUGCGAUGCGUCCCCUGCUUCAAUCUUCUGCGAAACAGAGCACUCUGUUUUGUGCCAAAACUGUGACUGGGAAAGGCACAGUCUUUCUGUGUCUUCCGUGCAUAAUCGGAGGCCAAUUGAAGGGUUUAGUGGGUGUCGUUCUGUUAGUGAGUUGGUUAGUAUUUGGGGAUUUGAAGAUAUUGGUGAUAAGAAAGCACUGUUUUUGAAUGAAGACAGUGGUUUGGUGGGUUCUGGGCUUGAUGGAUCUGGUUUUGGAGAUGGGUAUUCAGAUUUAUUGGUCUGGGAGAGUCCUGCUGUUAGCAUUGAUGAUUUGAUAGGUUUGAGCGGUUCAGGUCAAAAUUUCCAGGCCUUAGAAGUCCCUCCUCUGCCUAAGAAUCGUAAUGCUGUUUGUGGUCGACACAAGGAAGAAAUACUUGGUCAGCUUCGUGAACUAGCAAGGUCAGAACCUGAUUCAAAUUGGAAAAAUCCACACACUGAACCUAUUAAUGUAUUCCAGUCAUCAGCAGAAGGACAAAAUAGGCAGCUACAAAACAUGCAUACAGGAUGUGAGGAAAAUGUAUUUCAGUGGAUUAGUGAUCCUGGUGAGGCUGGAGUUCAAGUUUCUGUUCCUUGUACAGCAGCGAGAAGCGAUUUAGAAGAAAAUUUUAUUGUUCUUGAUAAGCUUGUCAAUGGCAGUCAUGGAGCAACUAGAGUUCCAAAAAUUGGAUCACAUGAGUUAAACAGCCAGGAGAGAGACUCUGCAAUCUCCCGGUACAAAGAGAAAAGGAAGACGAGAAGGUAUGACAAGCAUAUCAGGUACGAAUCGCGGAAGGUUCGGGCAGAAAGCAGAACAAGAAUUAAGGGACGCUUUGCUAAGAUUGACCGUUGAAACAAUUGAACGUUUUGUCAUCAAGAUUCUGCAGUGCGGCCAUCCCCUCACAAUUAUAUUAUUGUUAUCUUAGCUUAUUGAGAAGUAUACAAAGUGUGUAUAAUAAUCUGUCUGCAUAUUUUGUUUGUAUUUGACUACUGUAUGUAGUUUUGGAAGCUAGAGCUUUUACUGUUGUCUGUAGCUUUUAUAGAUAUGAAAAAUAGCUAGGCUAGCUUUCUUUUUCUCUUGUAUCAGAAAAUUUUGAAUGUAAGAUAUGUACAGAGCAGCAGAGAACUAUUGCAUUUGAAUGUUAAAGAAAAAUCAAAUUUCUCAAA